Messenger RNA from Beta vulgaris subsp. vulgaris (sugar beet), 762 nucleotides. RefSeq lists its product as uncharacterized. The coding region runs from base 1 to 762 and encodes 253 amino acids. Lineage: Eukaryota; Viridiplantae; Streptophyta; Magnoliopsida; Caryophyllales; Amaranthaceae. The transcript has a single exon. The record is from RefSeq and is a predicted model, not a curated record.
AUGGCUGAUGAUAUUGCCUUUAAGGUUUCUAAUCUUCGUAUUACUGUUGAGGAAGAUCGAACGAUUGUUUUUGAGGGUGACGAUCUUGAUGAAAAUAAGCACGACCUUGCCGCAUCAUUGGUGGUUAAGAUCUUGACUGUUCGUUCAUACAAUUUUAAGGCGCUAAAAAGAACCCUAAAUCAAAUAUGGGCAAUUUCAAAAGGUGCGAUUUUUCGUAAAAUUGAGAAUGAUCUAUUUGUGGUACACUUUGCGUGUAAACGAGAUCGAGACAAAGUUUUGGUUGGAAGGCCUUGGACAUUCGACCAGAGCCUGGUUAUGCUCCAAGAAAUUGACGAAGACAUUCAACCUUCAAAUAUUGCGAUGAAGAGUUGCCCCUUCAGGGUUCACCUUUACAACUUACCAAUGCGAAACCGAUCCGAGAACCAUAUUCGCAUGAUAGGAGGAUGUAUAACGGAAGUUCUUAACUUGGACUUUGAUGGUAUUAUGUGGGAUAAAUCGGCUCACUUAAAAAUACUAGUAGAUGUCACUCAAUCCCUUAGGAGAGCGCAAUGCAUAACUAUGAAGAAUGGCACCACAACUUUGGUUGAAAUAAAGUACGAACGUCUGCCGACAUUUUACUUUACUUGUGGAGUUAUAGGCCACAUUGAACGAGAUUGCUUGAAGUCUACAGAUGAUGGAAGAGAGGAAGAGAAACAAUGGGGUGCAUGGCUUCGAGCUUCGCCACGUAAAAGGAGACAAAGGCUAGAAGAGGAAACAAAGUAA